Messenger RNA from Hyposmocoma kahamanoa, 2767 nucleotides. It is a transcript of the gene garz, whose product is annotated as Golgi-specific brefeldin A-resistance guanine nucleotide exchange factor 1-like. The transcript has 12 exons. Bases 212 to 2767 code for a protein of 851 amino acids. The record is from RefSeq and is a predicted model, not a curated record. Gene Ontology annotation, biological process: regulation of ARF protein signal transduction. Gene Ontology annotation, molecular function: guanyl-nucleotide exchange factor activity. NCBI's taxonomy places the organism in Eukaryota, Metazoa, Arthropoda, Insecta, Lepidoptera, Cosmopterigidae.
AUGGAAUCUGCUAAUCAAAUUGUGAAUUUCCAUUGAUUUUCGUUAAUUUUACCUCUAAAUCUGUUUAAAUUUGUGUGCAAAUUCGGGCUGUAUAGUGUGACGCUCCCUGGAGUGUAGUUAAACUAUGUAGUUGUUCAACUAAACAGUGUUAAAAUAGAAGUUAUCAGAUACUGUUGAUGUUUUUCACUUGAAGUUUUGGAAAAUCGGCAGAAUGUCACUUCCUGGGAAUGGGAUCUUUGUGGUGCAGGGGGAGAUGGCGAUGCUCGUCACUGCCAUGCGACGAAGCACUCGCUGGGGCUCUCAUUCCUUUCCGAACGAGGAGUACGAUGUUUUAAUGAGGACCUUUCAAGAUUUGAAGACUAUUUUGAGUCAAGUAGACGACCUGCGUCUUCUUGACCCUCCAACAUACCUUAGCCCUUUCUUAGAAGUGAUAAGAAGCAAAGAGACGACUGGUCCUGUGACUAGUCUAGCUCUUUCUUCCAUACACAAGUUUUUGUCUUAUGGAUUGAUUGACCCGACGCACCCCAGCGUACCAGCCACAGUAGAAGACAUAGCAGAUGCUGUAACACAUGCCCGCUUCGUCGGAACUGAUCAUUCUUCAGAUGGAGUAGUACUCAUGAAGAUUUUACAGGUGCUCCGUACGCUGAUGCUGAGUCCGGAAGGCGUCAUGUUGACUGAUGAGAGCGUCUGUGAAAUCAUGCUUAGUUGCUUCAGAAUAUGCUUCGAGACGAGGCUCACAGAACUACUCCGGCGCAACGCGGAGCAGUGUCUCCGCGAUAUGACGCAACUGAUCUUCAUGCGACUGCCUCAGUUCCCUCCAGAAGACGCGGCAACUGCUGCCUUUAGCACCAUUGGCCUGUCGCUUAAGAAACGCGAUAAGGCUGCUAAGAAAAAAAGUUUAACUAGUGUUCAUAGUACUAAUUCACUGGACAGGAAGUCUCCUACAGAGCCUCCGGUUGUAACGCCAGUGGACAUGGAAGACAAGGACGUCAAAGUUGACAGUCUGAGACAUAGCCAAGACAAAAACUUAAUAAACGAAGCAGAAAUAACAAUAGAACCAGUGGACCCAGUAAAGACUCCCACCAAGAAGCACGGUAGACAUUCUUCUAUGGACCUAGCUGCUAACGGAAACACGUCAAUCACACAGCUACUGGAGAAAUGUGUUAGUAAUGUUGAGGAUAAACUGGAGGGAGAAACGGAGAAGAAAGAAGAACCACAGCCAACCCCAGAGUUACCAGAACCACCAGUAGAAAACAAGUCUCCUGUCCCGGAAGAACCAGUGGACAAGGAGAAGCUGGAGGAAUACGUAAACCACAGAGGCAUCAGGUUCACUCCUCAAGAUGAGGAGCUGAAUCUACAGCCGUAUGGCUUGGUUUGCGUUAGGGAACUUUUUAGAUUCUUAAUAUCGCUGUGCAAUCCGCUGGACACGCAGAACACGUCAGCGAUGGUCCACCUGGGCCUGUGCCUCGUCGGCACCGCCCUCGAAGUGGGAGCUGACCAGAUCGCCAACUACCCCUCACUUCUGUAUCUAGUCAAGGACCCGCUGUGCAGGAAUUUGCUUAGCUUACUGAGCACAGAAAGAAUUUCAAUUUUCGCGCUAGAUCUUCAAAUUUCGUUUCUCCUCUUCGAAGCCUUACGAUUCCACCUUAAAUUCCAAAUGGAGGCAUUCUUCAAAAAGAUAAUCGAAAUAAUAUCAAUGGACACAGUAAAAGCCACUUACGAGCUUAAAGAAAUACAUCAUUUAGCAAUCGAAAGUCUUUCACAGUUAUUUCGAAUACCGAGUCUGUGUACCGAGUUAUAUUUAAACUACGACUGCGAUGUAUAUAGUAUUAAUGUUUUUGAAGAAAUUACCAAAUUAUUAUCUAAAAAUGUGGUAUCAAGUACCGCUUACAACAUACAUUCGUUAUGUUUGGAGGCUCUGAUGACGAUUAUUGAAGCUAUAGAAGCUGGAAGUCAAAAGGAAAAGAGCGAGACGGAAGUACAGAUUCUUGAGGAAGAGAAAGAGACAAAAUGUAGCCGCGGAGAUCAUAUUACGUUAGAGCUUGGCGGUAUGGACGAUUCGUCGGUAGUUAGUGAUCAUGUUACGCACGAUAUUAGUCAGUAUGUCGGUGGAGGAAGGUUGGGAAGGCAUAAGAUUGCGUCGGAAUUACCCACUGAAGCAGAGUUGGAUAAUAUUAGAAAUAUGAAAAAGUGGGUAACACAGGGCACAGAACUGUUCAACCAAAAGCCUGAACGAGGGAUAGAAUUUCUCCAAGAGCACGGAGUACUGACUACACCACUGUGCCCACACGAAGUUGCCAUCUUUCUGAGAGAGAACCCCUAUUUGGACAAGACAAUGAUUGGUGACUAUAUCUGCAAACGAUCCUCCCGCGGUGAAGACGACGGCCCAAGCGUACUUAGUGCGUUCGCAGACAGCUUCGACUACGCCGGCCUGCGCAUCGACCAAGCCCUCCGACUGUACUUAGAGACGUUCAGGCUGCCGGGAGAGGCGCCACUUAUCUUUCUGGUCAUGGAGAAGUUCGCUGAACGCUGGCAUUUCUUUGGUCACAUUCCACGCAAAAGCGCUGACAGUCUCGAGAGCGUGAUUGUUACGGGCAGGAUUGAGGGCAAACGACCUAGAGGUCGAAGUUCGAAACGAUGGUGUGACCAGGUGGUUGAAAGUCUGACAGUACCAGUGAGCGUCGCAUUCCACCUAGCCAAAGACAGAGUGCAGUGGAGAGGAUUGAUUGACGGUAUACUUGUUCAAAGUCACGAUCCUCAGCAGUGA